Bubalus bubalis (water buffalo) is the source of this 1208-nucleotide messenger RNA. RefSeq names its product keratin-associated protein 10-12-like. The record is from RefSeq and is a predicted model, not a curated record. The transcript has a single exon. NCBI's taxonomy places the organism in Eukaryota, Metazoa, Chordata, Mammalia, Artiodactyla, Bovidae. Gene Ontology annotation, cellular component: keratin filament. The coding region runs from base 81 to 941 and encodes 286 amino acids.
AAGCAGACAUCCCCAGCACUUCACUCACACACUCGCACACACUCACAUCCUCACCCUCAUCCAGCCCCACCACCUCCACCAUGGCCACCUCUGCCCUGUCUGUCUGCUCCAGUGACCUAAGCUACAGCAGCCGGGUCUGCCUGCCCGGGUCCUGUGACUCCUGCACCGUCUCCUCCUGGCAGGUGGAUGACUGUCCAGAGAGCUGCUGCGAGCCCUCGUGCUGUGCCCCCAGCUGCUGUGCCCCGGCCCCCCACCUGACCCUCCUCUGCACCCCAGGGAGCUGCGAAUCCAGCCCCUGCUGCCAGCCAGCCUGCAGCAGCUCCUGCCCAGCCUCGUGCUGCCAGCAGUCUAGCUGCCAGGCCUCCUGCUGCACCUCCUCCCCUUGCCAGCAGGCCUGCUGUGAGCCCGUCUGCUGCAGGCCCGUCUGCUGCACACCUAUCUGCUGUGAGCCCGUCUGCUGCACACCUGUUUGCUGCACACCUGUCUGCUGUGAGACCUCCCCCUGCUCUACCUCCUCAUGUUGCCAGCAGUCUAGCUGCCAGCCCUCCUGCUGCACCUCCUCCUCCUGCCAGCAGGCCUGCUGUGAGCCCAUCUGCUGCACACCUGUCUGCUGCAGGCCCGUGUGCUGUGAGGCUUCCCCCUGCUCAGCCCCCUCGUCCUGCUGCAGACCUUCCUCCUCCUCCGUGUCCCUCCUCUGCCGGCCUGUGUGCCGCCCCGCCUGCUGCGUGCCCACCUCCUCCUGCCAGCCCAACUGCUGCCGCCCGGCCUCCUCCGUGUCCCUCCUCUGCCGCCCCGCGUGCCGCCCCGCCUGCUGUGUCCCCACCUCCUCCUGCCAGCCCAGCUGCUACCGCCCGGCCUCCUCUGUGUCCCUGCUCUGCAGGCCCACAUGCUCCCGCCUGGCCUGCUGCGUCCCCGCCUCAGCCCCGGAGCUCUGCUGCUGACUGGCCAAUCAUCUGCCCUCCACAAGCUGCUGUCUCUCUCACAAGCUCCAGGAGCCCCUCUGCUGGCCCAAGGACCUCCCCUCUCCCAAAGGUGGACAUGCAGCUGCUGCCCAGAGGGGAUUUGAACUUGGCAGACAUCCCAGAGAGCCCUCGACAGGGUGGACGGUGGGGCCCCAGGAGCCUCCUCUGCAGGACGGGCUGCUUGAAUCCCAUAUGACAAACAUCAGCUGCUCUAAUGAAUAAAGCAUUUGUGUCAGGAAAUAGGUA